Molecule: messenger RNA, 2085 nt
Organism: Penicillium pulvis
Lineage: Eukaryota; Fungi; Ascomycota; Eurotiomycetes; Eurotiales; Aspergillaceae
Product: fungal specific transcription factor domain-containing protein
Exons: 5
Coding region: 1-2085 (694 amino acids)
Biological process (GO): regulation of transcription by RNA polymerase II
Cellular component (GO): nucleus
Molecular function (GO): DNA-binding transcription activator activity, RNA polymerase II-specific; RNA polymerase II cis-regulatory region sequence-specific DNA binding
Source: RefSeq, a predicted model, not a curated record
AUGGUUGAAGAAACAGCAGAGUGGGAUACAUGCGCCGACCGACGGCAUGAACACCCCAGCGGAAAGAAUGCCGACAGCCGAGCCCGAACGCCGACGGAGAAGACCACCUGUAAGUCAACAUGCGAGUAUGUAGAUCAUUCGCCGCCCCCACGACAUCGUGCAAGACAACGCCAAACAGAAACUUCUCUGGAACACGGUCCCGAAGAGCCUCAGGGCUGGUCCCUUGUGACUCCAUCCUCCCAUAUUACUGGAGGAACUCAAAUACAGCAUGCAUCCGUGUCUACAGCACCUCACUCCACGGCCCCCAAUACUCCAACCAGCCAAUCAUCUGCACGGGAAGCCGAGCUCCUAAACAAAAUAAAACAGCUUGAAACUCAACUAGCCAAGGCGGGAGUGGAACCUGGGGCAUCGAUAGGACCAAGUCCGAUUUGGGAUUCUAGCGUAGACGCGCCACAGAUUGCCGGGACUUUCCAUGUGAACCGUGAAGCUCCGUCAGAGGGUAAAGCUCCCACUAUCGUACGCACGAUAAUGCACAAGACUCGCAUUUUUGGUCAAAGUCAUUGGAUUCACGGAGUCACUCAGGAAAUUCUACGCCAAUGUGAGCCUAUCAUGUCGAGGGAGAAUUCAAAAGCCAUUUUCAAUCUUAAGAAAUGCAAAUACCUUGGCAAGGUCAUCAAAGAGCAAAGGGCGCCGCCAUGGCCUACUGCCCCAAUGUCUGAAUUACCUCCAAAGGAGUUAGCAGAUGCGCUCGUUGAUAUCUAUCUCCGCACCUUCGAGUGUAGGUAUCGUGUGUUACAUGUCCCGAAGUUCAGACAGGCCUAUGAAGCGCUAUGGACGACAGAGGAGCGUGAUGCAGAAUUCGUCAUCCAGUUGAAGUUGGUCAUGGCGGUUGGAGCUGUGAUAUACGAUGAAAACUUCUCUCUGCGCACAAGCUCUAUUCGCUGGAUCUACGAGGCGCAGACAUGGGCAGCCGAGCCGAACUUUAAGGCUAGGCUCACUAUUGAGUUCAUCCAAACAAACAUACUACUCCUAUUAGCAAGGGAGAUUAUUGGGUUUGGAGUCUGGGGGUCCCCCCUGUUGAGCCUCGAUGACUUUGAUACCCACCCACCGGGUAACUUUGAUGACGAGGAUCUCCUAGCUGAAGACCCGACCCCAAAGCCAGAUGGAACUUUUACUCAGAUGACUAUUCCACUGGCUCUUCGAAAGAUGUUCGAAGCCCGUCUCGCUAUCGCAGCCUCACUGAAUGGAACUGGCCCGCACAGCUCAUACGAAAAAGUCCUGCGUCUGGACACGGAUCUACGUGCAUCCUACAAGAUCAUCUGUCGCACACUACAAGGCUACCAUUCAGACACAGGACAUGGUCCAUCUCCAUUCCAAACUCAAACACUCGAUUUCCUCAUGCGUCGUUAUCUGCUAGCACUUCAUAUCCCGUUCUUCCAAUCAUCAUUCGGAGAUACUACAUACGCAUUUUCGAGAAAGGUAGUCAUCGACACGGCUCUUCAAAUUUGGUGCACCACCAACCCAGCUUCAGGCAUGAUGAUUACCAGACGCGAUCUCAAUUCUCCAUCUGAAACGGAUGAUCUAUACCGCCUCACGAUAUGUGGAAGCGGAGUUUUCCGCUUGACUUCUAUUCAAUGCUGCUUUCUCAUAGCAGCAGAACUCACAAAUCAGCUACGGGAAGAGGACAAUCCCGGAUCUGUUCCUCUACGCCGCGACCUUCUCACCAUCAUCGAGGAUUCAAGGGAAUGGGGUUGGAAAUGCUUGGUAGCGGGCGAGACUAAUACAAAGGGGUACUUAAUGCUGUCACUCAUGAACACACAGAUCCAGGGGCUAAUGGCUCGGACCCCUGAUGACGAACUUCCGGUUUUGUUCAUGCAUGCCGCCGAAGAGGCGUUAGCGAAAUGCUUAGCGUUAUUUGAGGAAUGGGUUGGAGAGGGAGAUGAGGUCCAGAUGGAAUUAGACGGACUCAACGAAAUGGACUUUGAGAGUCUGUUUGGCUCAAAAGGGGGCUGGAAUUUCAUGGUAUCCGAGCCAUUCGACCCCAACGCAGAUUCCAUGUACUGGCCGGGCAACUGGAUUGCCUAG